Molecule: messenger RNA, 1295 nt
Organism: Megalops cyprinoides (Indo-Pacific tarpon)
Lineage: Eukaryota; Metazoa; Chordata; Actinopteri; Elopiformes; Megalopidae
Product: cilia- and flagella-associated protein 36-like
Exons: 10
Coding region: 195-1295 (366 amino acids)
Cellular component (GO): ciliary base; axoneme
Source: RefSeq, a predicted model, not a curated record
AUUAGGAGUGAAUCCAUCCGGGUAGUUCGAUAUGCAUGUGUGUGGCGUUUCCAGAUUUUCUUCCAUUGCACUUAAAACGAGACGGAGCUGCCAAGUGACAAGUACCUGAGUACUUAAACAUAGGAUGUGCAGCUGAGUUCAAGUAGAAGACAAGAUUGUGUUCGCUUCAAAACACUAAACAGUGUUUUUUAAAUAUGGCCGAUGAUAGUGAGUGGGUCGUGGAGAGCAUCGCCGGAUACCUUGGGAGUCCAGAAUGGGUUAUACCAGUCACAGACUUCAUGGAGCACAAAUGUGCAGUCUUUGAUGAUGAAGAUGAAAACAAGCUGACCUAUACGGAGAUCCACCAGCAGUACAAGCAACUGGUAGAGAAGUUGCUUGAACACUACAUGCAGGAGGUGGGGAUCAACGAAGAGCAGUUCUUGGAAGCUUGCUCAUCUCCUUUCGCGAGGUCAAAAGCAUUACAGACUGUGUUCCAGCCAGUCCUGGCCACAGACGACUUCCAGAUGUUCAAGUCCCUGAUGGUGCAGAAGAACAUUGAGCUGCAGCUGCAGGCACUGCGAGUCAUACAGGAGAGAAACGGUACCCUGCCCGAAUGCCUGACAGAUGGAGUUGAUAUGAUGACUGAGAUGGAACAGCAGGAGAUGCGGAUCCUCAAGGAGGUGCUGAAGAGGUCAAAAGAGGAAUAUGAGCAGGAGAUGGCCAUGAGGAUGUUCGCAGAGGAGGAGGCAGGCUCCUCCUCCACCAGCAGCUCUGAUAGGAUGACUGUGGAGAGCAUGGACUCACCCCCUGUGCUAGUAACAGACAUGAACCAGGUGAACACAAUGAUGAUGAAGAGCAAUGAAAGGGUGACCAGCACUGGGGAGAGUGUUCAGAGGGGUCCAGUCGGAGUCUGCCCUCCAGCCCCCAGUAAGCAGCCUGGGCAGAAUGGUGGUGACACCAAGGUGCUGGGAAUGCUGAGGGUCCCAGUGAAGGGGGCUGAGCUGCCACCUCCAGCAGAGCCCAAACAGAGUGGGAACCAGGCAGCUGAGACAUGGCUGGAAGAGGCCCAGAGGGAGGAGCUGUCAGCAGGCCAGCAGGAGCAGCUUCAGCAGCGAGCGCAGUACCUCAGGUGGCAGAGGGACAAGCUGCAGGCCUUGAAGAAGGAGCAAAGACCCAAACAUCCUGUGCCUGAGGAAUCCCCAUCAACCCCCAAUCCAGCCCCAAGUCCUACGGAAGUAUCUGUGGAAGAAAAGAAAAGGAUACAGAAAAGAAAACACCUGGCAGCAAAGCUCAAAGAGGAAGUCAUCAAAAAGUGA